Messenger RNA from Lasiodiplodia theobromae, 750 nucleotides. RefSeq lists its product as uncharacterized. The transcript has a single exon. The coding region runs from base 1 to 750 and encodes 249 amino acids. Lineage: Eukaryota; Fungi; Ascomycota; Dothideomycetes; Botryosphaeriales; Botryosphaeriaceae. The record is from RefSeq and is a predicted model, not a curated record.
AUGGAGCAAAUCACCCCAGACCUGUCGACAGCCUACCACGCCCUGCUCACUGAGAUUCAUUCACCACAUAAGACGUCUGCCGAACCUCUGUGGGAAGCCUUUGAAAGCGACUAUCUCGACGAUUCCGACUCCGCUUCAGUUGAGAGCGAUGAAACAGUAGCCUGCGGCUUCGAUCAAUCCCUUUCCCGCCCAUCUCCACCCCCGCCGUCCCCCGACAUGGACCACCGACUUCACUUCUUGCGAGACCCCGACUCGCGGCCCAAGACCACCGACACGCCUUCCACCAGCCCACUCUUUAUCAUCCUUGACAUGUUGGACAUCAUGCUCGAUCAGGCCCAGGCGCAGCAGAAGGCGCAGAGACCGCAGAGGCAACAGAGGCCGCCCAGGGCGAAUGGAACGCCCCACCGCGAAAUUCAAAGCGAUAUGGAAGCCAGCUGCGACCGCGUCGAAGAGCGGCUUCAUCUCCACCGCUCCCGCAGCCAGAGCGGACCAUUAGCACGCCGCCGCCAUCACCGCUUGCGCCCGUCUCGGAGAUCUGUUCCAGCCCUUGCUUUCCAGGAAAUCAAACCUCAACCCGAGUCUGGCCUCGGCCCUGUGCAGUUGACGAAGAUGAUCGACAUUCUGAUGACUGAAUGGCCCAUGGUUGAGUCCGCCGUCCUCACCGCGCUUCAUCAGAACCCCGGAGACAACAUCAACAAGUGCAUACAGUUGCUCGGCAAUGUCUUGCUCAACCGGGUUGCCCCUAAAUGA